AUGAUCGCUACCGCCGCCAGUGGAGCCUUCAACGGCGCAGGUGCAGAUCAGGUGCGUGAGUGGGUGGACUUCGUCAUCAAUGUCGACGUCGACCCCGCCAAGAAGCACGAUCUCUUCCACUGCGUGUCUGUCGCGCGGCUACUGGCCGAGACGGGAGGCAGCAUCGCGCCAGCCGACUUCGAAGACCCUCACAUGCGGGACAUGAUCAAGGGCGACCCGUGGAAGAGCUGGAAAGUCUCGCCGGCACAGAUUGUCUUGGCGCUCAAGGUGCAGGGGGCGUGCGCGAAGAAAGCCUCGCCAGGACCAUCGGUGCCACCAGAGGUGGCCCACAACAACAAAGAGCUUUCGGGCAUGGCUGAAGCAGUGAAGCAAUUUGCGGAACUUCAGUCGCAGGCGCUGCAGAAAGGGAAGCCGAAAGGACUCAGUUUCAAGUUGCAGGACCGGAAACUCGAGCUGGGCAUGCAGCAUUUCGCCAAAGAUGCACUCCCGUCAGAGGAGGUCCUCGCGAAGUUCGAGGCGGCGGGGAAGAUCGCGCACGACAAAGGCAGGCCGUGGGUCGGGUCCGCUGAGGGCGAGGACCUGCGCGAUCACCACCGCCCAACUUGGAGCCGGACUCCUAUGAUCGACGCUGUCGUGGGGGACGGCUCUUACGAGGAGCGGGUGAAGCAGAGCGCUGCCGCCAAGCGGAACAUGGCGUGGAUGGACAAAGUCGACUACGCUGGCUUUGCCACGUUCAUGGGCCACCUGCACGAGUGGGGAUUCAAGGUAAUCCUCACCAAGGCAUGCAGCAUGGCUGACUUCCUUGCGUACGCCCACAACAUCGUGCGAAUCGCCGAGGAACACGGUGGAGUCAGGACAGCUUAUCAAUACGAUGUUCUCCAGAGGAGGGCCAUGGCCAGGGCUCUGGAGGAAGACGUCGUAGAUUUGGCGCCUUACUUCGCCAAGAUCGAUCGUGAAAACCUAGCUGACGCCAAAGACAAAGUAAACAAAAGCUUCACGGAGGCUGGCCGGGCUGUGACAGCUAAGGGGCAGCAGUCGAAGGGUCAGCCCAAAGGCUGCGCCAAGGGCGUCGCCGACAAGGGCGGCAAGGGGAGCAAGAAGAGCUCCGACGGCACAGAGGCUGACAACCGGCCUGUCCGGUCGCCGGCCAAGCGCCCCAAGGGCACGGCGGGCACCGAUUAUCAGCACAGGUCUCGCAGCCCCCGCUCCGGCAAUCAGCAGUACAACAGUUGGGGAAACAAGUGGUGA
This is a messenger RNA of Prorocentrum cordatum, 1248 nucleotides long. The record is from the annotation of a GenBank genome assembly. Lineage: Eukaryota; Dinophyceae; Prorocentrales; Prorocentraceae.